AUGUCCGUAUACGGAACCAUCGGCACAUAUGAAGACGAUAUCGAGCUCGAGCAGAUGACCCCCGAACAAAGGGAACGUGUCGUCUUGAGGAUGCCACUCGAGGAGCAGGAGUUCUCAGUCACGGCCAUCAUUAUGAUGUUUAUCGCCAUGGUUACCGUCAUCUUUUGGACAAUCUGGUUCCUCGCAUCACCUCCGACUAAAUACCGCUACGGCGGAGGAGGUUCGGACGGUGAUUCCGGCUGGUUUUGA
Pyricularia pennisetigena is the source of this 249-nucleotide messenger RNA. RefSeq lists its product as uncharacterized. The record is from RefSeq and is a predicted model, not a curated record. The coding region runs from base 1 to 249 and encodes 82 amino acids. NCBI's taxonomy places the organism in Eukaryota, Fungi, Ascomycota, Sordariomycetes, Magnaporthales, Pyriculariaceae. The transcript has a single exon.